AUGGAAGCGAGUUUUUGCGGGUGCAUAUGCGAGGCUGAGGAUGAAGAGCAAAUGCCAGUUGAUCGAAAGCAUUCUUGGCCACGGUGUCUUUUCAUCGCGAUCUCGAUAUCAUUGUGCAUCACUGUUGAUAUUCUCCAGUACAGUAUGCCCCUGGCGUUCCUUCCGUCUGUGCUGGAGGACAGAGGUCAUGCCACAUUCGAAAUCGCAACGGCCGUCGGCGUUUACUACUGGACUGGAUUCUUGGGCUGCUUUCUGAUCACCUCGUACCAGAUAUAUCUUCUGAUGCAAGGUGAAGGCCACGAGUCAAUGACCAGCCUGAAAAGCGCUCGGCGAUGGAUUGUCUUUCUGCUGAUCGGGCUUGGAUUUGGCACCAUAACGCUCGCCUUUCAGGCCAUGAGCCCACACCUGAUGAUGCAUACGUCGUGCCGGUUCAUCCAGGGCUUCGCUGGCUCCUUCAUCUUCUUUUACGCGUUCCUCCUGAACGUGGAGCUGUUCGAGGGCAACCAGCAGGUGUUCGCCAUGACUGCCGCGUCCAUCGCCCUGAACAUCGCGGAGGUACUCGGCUCGUCCAUGGGCGCGUGGGUAUUCCACCACUUCGGGCAGCGCUCCGUGUUCGUCUUCCUCGCCGCCGCCUCGCUUGGCAACCAGGUGCUGCUGCUGUUCGUCACCGUGAGCCUGACGGCGUCCGAGCGCUCGCCCGUGGCCAGGACCUGGACACCUGGCAGCAGCGUAAAGGCACCUACGCCGUUCCACCUUCAGACAGGCUGGAGACGGCUCAAGAAGUUGCUCCAGAGCAAGCGCAUGACAUUGGCGGUGCUCCUGAUUGUCAUGUCAGCAGUUGUGAAGGGAUCUGUCGAGGAGAUUCUACCUUUCCAUGCAGAUCACCGUUGGGGUUUCGAUCCGAUGAUGAUUGGCCAGCUCUUCUUGGUCAUCGCCCUGGCCUAUAUCGUAUCAGCAUCCGCUGUUGGCCGCGCCUGGGAAGCGAUUCACGAAUACAAAAUUGCCUUCGUUGCGGCCUGGCUUACCGCAUUGGGCAUAUCGGCUUAUCUCGGAGGAGGCGUGCUGGUGGUCGCCUCCUACGAGUUCCCGGAGGACCAGCGGCUCAUCGUGCUCUACGCCGCGCUGACCUUCUAUGGCAUCUGCCUGGGGCUCACCCACACCCCGUCGGCCCUCCUGCUCGCCGACGCCAUCGAGCACGAGGAUGAGGGGAACGAAGGACGGACGCGGUCAACGGCAUCUGGAACACGAUGUGGGAGGCGGGCGGUUCCCUCGGUUUCCUGCUCGGCGGCCUCCUCGCGCACAACUACCAGCACCAGCAAGAGCUCAUGGUCGCCAACGCAUUUUGUUGCCUCGGGACCGCCAUCUGCAUGCUGA
Prorocentrum cordatum is the source of this 1374-nucleotide messenger RNA. The record is from the annotation of a GenBank genome assembly. NCBI's taxonomy places the organism in Eukaryota, Dinophyceae, Prorocentrales, Prorocentraceae.